GUUUGAUCGCCGUCGACCAAUUGGCACACGGUCCUCGCGUGUACCGGCCGUGCAUUGCGUAGACGUUCCGCCGAAAACAGUUCCGUGUAAUGUUUUUAUCUGUAGUGAUCAACAGCCGUACGCCCCGUUUUUGUCAACCAUUUUAACGUGUUUCCCUCUCGCUUCCGAUAUCCCACCGACGAAGCAUCGUUCGCGUUCACCCCACUCUCGGGCGUUCUCUCUCACACACACCCUCUCACUCUUUUCGUCUUGCCGUUCACGUAAAAAAAAAAAAAAUCACUAGAUAACGCGUACGAUAUAUUUGUGAUAUAAAACUAUUUGUUUACUAUUGUUUUUAAUUCGUUCAUCAUUUGAUUGUUGUUUUUUUUUUUUUUUUAAAUAAAUUAAUCGUGUACCGUUUCUUUUACAUCACUAGCUCGUUGUUUACUUGCUUGCUUGUUGGCGGAUUUUUUUUUUGUGUUCUAUGAUGUCGAUUUCAAAACGGACGACGAUGGCUUUCAACGGAUCUGCGGUGCAUUAAAGAUGAGAGUAUGUCGUUUCGAAAACGAUUAAUAUUUCAAAGGAUGUGUUGCGCACAGACUCAUAAACUCGGUUCACGCUACUUUCAGUGGUCUGAUUAGAAAGAAAAAAUAAAAACUAUUGCUAAUACAGCCUCGACGUUAGACAUAGUCAUGAUCUAUGAACACUGUUGUACAUUCAAUCGAAAAUCGACAACAAUGUUUAUGUGAAAAUUUCAUAUGGAUUACUUAUGACAUAUAAUGAUAGAAGGUGUGUCAAGACGAACCUUAGCUGGAUCGAGUGGCACAUACAAUGUUCGUGCUACCGAAUUAGCUGUAGAUCGAGGUCGCUUGAAAUCAAUUAAUGCUACAGUUAUAUUCCUUGACGACACUCAACAUUGUUUUAAACUUGAUAAACGUGCCAAAGGCCAAGUAUUAUUAGAAGCAGUAUUUCAACAUUUAGAAUUAAUCGAAAAAGAAUAUUUCGGUUUACAAUUUACUGAAAAUGGACUAACUCCAUCUGCAGCAAAUACAGAUAUAUUGAGAUGGCUGAAUCCCCAAAAAAGUAUUAAAAACCAAAUGAGAGGUGGUUUUUUUUAUUUUCGUGUUAAAUUUUAUGUAUCUGAUCCAAGUAAACUUCAAGAAGAAUAUACACGUUACCAUUUGUAUUUACAACUACGAAAAGAUAUAUUAAAUGGAAAACUUUUCGUGUCUCCAAGUACAGCUUGUCUCCUUGCUAGCUACAUGGUUCAAUCUGAACUUGGAGAUUAUCACCCCGAAGAACAUAAACCUGGAUAUCUAUCUGGUAUGGUUCUUAUACCAGGUCAAACAGAACAAUUGGAAAAUCAAAUUUUCGAACUACAUAAAUUACAUAAGGGUCAAUCUCCUGCAGAUGCUGAAUUCAACUUCCUAGAUCAUGCAAAGAGAUUAGAUAUGUAUGGUGUUGAUUUACACAAAGCAAAAGACUCUUCUGAUAAAGAAUUAGAUAUUGGUGUUACAUGUAAUGGUUUGGUUGUAUUUCAAAAUAAUAUUCGAAUAAAUACGUUAUCAUGGGCCAAAAUUGUAAAAAUAUCAUUUAAACGUAGACAUUUUUUUGUUCAAUUACGAAGAGAAAUGUCAGAAGAUUAUGAUACAGUAUUGGGAUUCAACAUGAUGACUUAUCGUUCAUCCAAAAAUUUAUGGAAAACUUGUGUAGAACAUCAUUCUUUUUUUCGAUUAAAUCAACCAAUAUGUCAAUCAAAUAAUAGAGGUUUUAGGCGAUUAUUUCCAGCACCGUUUUUACUGGGUUCAAGGUUUUCUUAUUCUGGCCGAACCGAAAUACAAACGAUUGAAGAAAGUCGUAUAUCACAACCACGACCCCACCGAACCUUUCUAAGAUUCAAAAGUAAAUUCAGUUCUAAGCAAACAGUUAACAAUAAUACUGAAAAUAAAAACUCAAAGUCUAUUAGUAAAUCAAUAGGUCCUAGGGGAUCACAUGAUAACAAAAUAAAAUCAUUUGAAAAAGAACCAAGACCUGCUUGGGGUCCAACUUCAGACGAUGAAGGUGGAUUUAUAUCAUCAGUUGUUCGUCUAAGUAGCAGUAGUAGUGGUACCGGAUUACCAGCAACUGGUAGAUCUAUGACAAAUUAUGUAGAUGAUGAUAUGUCUAGUAGUAUUUAUGAUAUUCCAGCCUAUGAUACAGAAUCUUCUUUGGGUGGUGAAAACAAUGUUGUUUGUAUUCAUAUGAAUGCUGAUAAGCAAGGAAGAUUUGGUUUUAAUGUAAGAGGUGGCUCCGAUUUAGGUUUACCUAUUGUUGUGUCUCGAGUUGUUCCUAAUACAUCAGCUUAUAAAGCGCAACCUAAACUUUGUGAAGGUGAUCAGGUAUUAAUGAUAAAUGGACAAGAAGUAAGUGAGAUGGCUCAUGAUGAUGUUGUAAAUUUAAUUCGAGCUGCUCGUGAUCUAGAACAUGAUGGUAAAUUGGUUUUAACAGUACAACAAAAAGGUAAUGAAGAUGAUGACUGUUUAAAAGAAAAAGAAGAAGAACCUUUAUUUCAAUAUAUACCAGAAUCCCCACCAAGUAUUAUGUCAUCUGAUCCAUUAAUUCAAUCAAUAUUAUUACUCGGGGAUGGUUUAGCAAGUGGAUCAUUGUUAACACAGUUUGAACAGUUGUAUAGGCAUAAACCAGAAACUCCCAUGGAUGCAGCAAGAACAACACAAAAUAUACAUAAAAAUAGAUACCGUGAUAUAGCUCCUUAUGAUAGUACUCGAUUUAUUCUCAAAGAUCAAGAAAAUGACUAUAUAAAUGCCAAUCAUGUUAAUAUGGAAAUACCUGGUUCAGGAAUCAUAAACAGAUACAUAGCAACACAAGGACCACUUCAAACCACGAUUGGUGAUUUUUGGCAAAUGGUAUUAGAAUCUCGUAGCACCUUAAUUGUUAUGGUCACUGCACUUGUUGAAAAAGGUCGACAGAAAUGUGCUAAAUAUUGGCCUCCAGUUAAUGAGUCAUUAGAAAUUAAUAGCAAUAUAUCUAUCAAAACAGUAUCUGAGGAGACUGAUACUUCCAAUAUUAUUGUAUACCGACAAAUAGAAUUAACUGAUAUAGCUAAAGAAGAAACUAGAUCAGUAACACAACUUCAAUAUAGUCUGUGGCCUGACCACGGUGUACCAGACGAUUCUGAUCGUUUAUUAAAUUUGGUAGAAGCUGUUCGUAAAGAACGUAUUGGAGUGGUUGAACCUGUCGUUAUACAUUGUUCAGCAGGUAUUGGACGUACUGGUGUCAUAAUUUUAUUAGAGACUGCAUUAUGCUUACUAGAAGCAGGCCAACCUGUUUAUCCUUUAGAAAUUGUCCGACAAAUGCGUGAUCAACGAGCUAUGAUGGUGCAAACUUCUAAUCAAUAUAAAUUUGUAUGCAGUUGUAUACAUUAUGCGUUUACCCAGGGUAUUGUAAAACCAUUGCCAGAAUAUAGUCAACAAUAAAAAUAUUUGGUAAACGAAAUAGUUGCAGUUAUUUUUUGAAUUAUAUUAAAUUAAUUAUUUUUACUUAAUUUGCUUCUUUUUUUUUUUUUUGACUUUUAUACGUUUGAAAAAUAUAAAAUGUUAAAUCACUAUUAUUCAUGUACAAUAUGACUAUUUACUAUGAAAAUGUUAUUAUAUUUAUUGUUUUAAAACUCUCAUAAAAUUAACUUUUUUUUGUAUUUGUACCUAUGCUUUUCACUAACUAUUAUCUAUAAUCUAUAAAAUUGUGUUAAUGUAUA
This is a messenger RNA of Sipha flava (yellow sugarcane aphid), 3730 nucleotides long. Its product is annotated as tyrosine-protein phosphatase non-receptor type 4-like. The transcript has 18 exons. NCBI's taxonomy places the organism in Eukaryota, Metazoa, Arthropoda, Insecta, Hemiptera, Aphididae. Gene Ontology annotation, biological process: protein dephosphorylation. Gene Ontology annotation, molecular function: protein tyrosine phosphatase activity; protein binding. The record is from RefSeq and is a predicted model, not a curated record. Gene Ontology annotation, cellular component: cytoskeleton. The coding region runs from base 759 to 3452 and encodes 897 amino acids.